UUUUACUAUUUCAGUUAUUAAUUAAAAUAAUGCAAAGCAAUCAAACACAAAAUCAACUCUCAUCUGACCAUUUCCCAAUUGUCUUCCAAAAUCAUGAACAAUUGGUUAAAUAUCGAGAGGAUUUAGUUCAAAUGUCCAAAGAUGUGAAAAUCGCUGCGACACAAUUUCAUUCACAGUCAAUUCAACGUUACGAUCAUGAAAAGGCAAUCGAAAAAUAUAAACUGAAUCUUGAACGGGCGGAAGAGAAAAUGAAAGAGCUUGCUGCUGCAAAGAAUAACUAUGAGGCUCUUAUUGCGGAAAUGAAUGAUGAGAAGCACGUUGAAAUAAAUUAGAAUACUGAAAUUUGAAAUUGAUUAGGAAGUUUUAAAUUUUGUUUUUGUUAAAUAAAUAUAAUAAAUGGUCUAAUUUUAGGUUAAAUUGUUUUGUUUUUGAAUGUUUAUUUUCAUUGAGAUGUUUGCUCUAAUAUGAAUAUUUAGAUCUUGGCUUCGAUUCAUUGACCGGUAAAAAUGGUUAGUUAUUCUUUUCACGGAUGCAGCG
Messenger RNA from Meloidogyne enterolobii, 537 nucleotides. NCBI's taxonomy places the organism in Eukaryota, Metazoa, Nematoda, Chromadorea, Rhabditida, Meloidogynidae. The record is from the annotation of a GenBank genome assembly.